AUGAGGGUCUUCUCCGUUGGGUUGGUGAUGGCGACGCUGCUGUGCGCCUGGAGCGAUGCCAAUGCCAGGAUAGCACCAAAGAGCAGGUUUAUCGGCUUUCGUCAAGUGACACUGAACCCAGAUCAGGCACAAACCUACCCCAGUGGUGGUGUUGGUCCCCGUCAGGUGACACUGAACCCAGAUCAGGCUCAAACCUACCCCAGCGGUGUUGGCCCGCGCAUGGAAGUGGCACCACAGUUUGAAAAUAGAGCUGCAGUAGGAUGCGGUUCUUACUACAUAGCCCCGGGCUCUUCCAAGACAUUCCAGUCAAAGAACUACCCCAGUAGCUACCCUGGUGGCAAGAGGUGCACAUGGAAAUUCCGCACUUCUGUUGAUUCAAAGUUGAGCAUCCAGUGUGACGAUUUCAAUCUGCAACAGUCGAGACAAUGCAGAAAGGAUUUCUUCCGGGUCACAGAUUCCUCUGGUUUUAAACAAAAAUACUGCGGUGCCAAGGGUUCUCUGAGCGUUUCUGAUAAAUCUACGAGAGUUACUGUUUUGUUCAAAACAAACAGGAGGAAAUCUAGUACAGGAUUUUCCUGCUCUGUCAGAGCUUCAGGUAAAAUUAAUAUUUCCAGUAAUUGA
Penaeus chinensis is the source of this 621-nucleotide messenger RNA. RefSeq names its product discoidin, CUB and LCCL domain-containing protein 2-like. The transcript is spliced from 7 exons. The record is from RefSeq and is a predicted model, not a curated record. Bases 1 to 621 code for a protein of 206 amino acids. Lineage: Eukaryota; Metazoa; Arthropoda; Malacostraca; Decapoda; Penaeidae.